Molecule: messenger RNA, 2435 nt
Organism: Triplophysa dalaica
Lineage: Eukaryota; Metazoa; Chordata; Actinopteri; Cypriniformes; Nemacheilidae
Gene: zbtb22a
Product: zinc finger and BTB domain containing 22a
Exons: 4
Coding region: 50-1690 (546 amino acids)
Biological process (GO): regulation of transcription by RNA polymerase II
Molecular function (GO): protein binding; RNA polymerase II cis-regulatory region sequence-specific DNA binding; DNA-binding transcription factor activity, RNA polymerase II-specific
Source: RefSeq, a predicted model, not a curated record
CUGUGUCUUCUCUUCCGCAGACUCGGAGCUCUUUCACACAGACAGCAGGAUGGAGCAGAUGCUCGGCCGCCCCAGCGCUCCGCUCGGUCCGGUUCUGCACGUGUGUUUCCCCAGCGUCCGCGCGUCCGUUCUGGAGAACCUCAACCGGCAGCGCGAGGAGGGUCAGUUAUGCGACCUGUCCAUCCAGGUGCAGGGUCAGGUGUUCCGUGCACACCGCUGUGUGCUGGCCGCUUCGUCUCCCUACUUUCAUGACCAGGUUCUGUUGAAGAACGUAACCACGGUUUCUCUUCCCUCUGUGAUGGAUCCUUUGGCAUUCGAGAGCGUCUUAACCUCCGUGUACACGGGACAGCUCAGCAUCGUACGCGACGAUAUAGUCAACUACGUCACCGUUGCCAGUUUCCUUCAGAUGUGGCACAUCGUGGAUAAGUGUACAGACAUCCUUAAGAGGUCACGACCUUUAGCCCAGCUCAGCCCAGGCGGGACGACCUCCUCGAGCCACCAGUCGCCCAGCAGCUCGGACUGCUGUUUUGCGGAAGAGCAGGACCGAGGUGCGGGAGAGCAAAGCGUGACCCUGGAGAAGAGGGAGCACGGCGCGUUACCUCCUCUGGCCACCUGGAGGCGUCCGCAGCAGCAGCAGCAGGGCAGGUGGGCCAGAAGCAGCGUCUCCAUCCCCCUCAAAGCGGAGUCGCCCCGGCCCGACUGCCACCCCACAGGAGGAGAUCACAGCUGCUCCGUCCUUCCUCUGACGCACAACGAGGAAAAUGAAGCGGACUCCGGCGCGCGCAACAGGUUCCGAACGCGCCUCCAAAGAGGCCGAGAGGACGAGGAGCACAGGAGGAGAGGGGAGAGGUGGAUGGAGGCGGACGAAGGGGUGGGAGAGCUCUCGGAAGAGGAGAAAGUGAGAGUGAAGUGUGAGGAGCAUCAGGCCGGGGGACGUCUCAGAGAGAGGGAGUGCGGAGGGAGCGAAGCGUGCCAUCCAUCUCAAACGGAUCCGCCCCCUCAGUGGCACGGCGAUGCCGAGUGGCCGCCGGGUUUGUGCGCUCGGUCAGACGGCAAGAAAGACUCCGCCGACGAAGACGGAAUAGACAUCGGCCGAUUCGCCGACGGGGAGUUCCAGACAUACGAUGAGAUUCAGGAGGCCACGGGGCAAGUUUCCCAGCGUCCUUUGCUCCCCGUGCCCCCCGACGAGUUUGUGCCGGGACCCUCCGAUCUCUCUUGGCCCCAGACCGUCUCGCCGGUGUCACAGUCCUCCUCCGUUCCGCCCUCUUCCCCUCCUCUGCUCACUUCCCCCUCGUCUCCUCUCUCUGGGACGUCCUACGCGGGUAAAGUUCACUACUGCCACUGCGGUAAAGCCUACACGCUGAAGAGUAUGCGCGACCGCCACGUCAAGAUGCAGCACCUGAAUCUCCGUCCGUUCGCCUGUCCCGUGUGCUCCAAGAGCUUUAAAAUGAAGCACCACCUGACCAAACAUGUCAAGACUCACGGAAGCCUGCGACCGUACGAGUGCGUCUUCUGCGGCAAGAAGAUCGUCUGGAGGGACAGUUUCUUGAAACACCAGGCUCGCUGUCAGCGUCUCUCCGCCGCCUCGUCGGCCUCCAUCACCGUGGAGGUGAGCUGUGAGCGGGAGGACGAGUUUCCGUCUGAUGACGGGCCGGGACAAGUGAAGAAGGAGAAAACAGCAGAAUAUUAAACGGACUUUCAACAUCACCCGUCACUUCCCCAGAUGUCACUAUAACACCAUUAUAUGUAGCAGUGCCGUGCUGUUUUAAACACACACAUAGAGGUCAUUAUUCAAAAUUGACUUGAAACAUUUAUCUGUGUGAAAGACACGCGCGGAAGGCUCGGACACGUUUAAAGUCGCUUUCACACGGACCUGCCAAAUCAUGUCACAUUAAUCUUGAUCCUCAUUAGAAUGUGUUUUCAUUCACUUUUGUGUAAGUGUAAAGUGUUGUUUUUGUUGACUUUUGUGAGUGUAAAGUGGGUUCUGUUCUUCGAGUUAUUGAAUCAUUUUCCUCACUUUGUGAAUAAGCGUGUUCAAAUCACUCAACCAUAUACACAUGUGAGUGACCAACACAGCACACAUGACACAUGAAAAUUCUGAUUCACACACAUCUAGUGCCAACAGGUGAAGCUGAUGCUCUUUUCUAAAUGGAUGAUUAAACCCUAAACAUACAUAGAAACAAAUGUAUAGCAUAAUGCAAUGUGAGUUGCUUUGAAUAAAAGGUCUGCCGAAUGCAUUAAUGUAAAUGAAUACAUGAUCAGUUCAGAUCAACUGUGCUGUAUUGUCAGAAUCCCAGUCUCUCAGACCUAUUUUGUGUGUUGUGUGAUGUCUGGAUGAAGUCACAUGUGUUUGUUGUGUAGUUCAGUGAUCAGAUUCAACACUCUUCUGCACCUGUGUGUUUGUCCUCAAAUAAAUAAACAUCCUUUCACUUUCA